Messenger RNA from Varroa destructor (honeybee mite), 2738 nucleotides. RefSeq names its product succinyl-CoA:glutarate CoA-transferase. Gene Ontology annotation, cellular component: mitochondrion. The record is from RefSeq and is a predicted model, not a curated record. Lineage: Eukaryota; Metazoa; Arthropoda; Arachnida; Mesostigmata; Varroidae. Gene Ontology annotation, molecular function: succinate-hydroxymethylglutarate CoA-transferase activity.
UCUAGAAAUGAGCAUUGAACUAGCGGACUAAUAAUAGAGCGACUUGUAUCGCUACGGCAGAAUGUGCCACCAGUGAUCCUAACUAGUGUUUUCGUGUUAGCUAAAGCUUGUGCAAUACUAUAGGGUUUCUUUCUUUUGUUCAUUUCUCUAUUAUACUAAACAAGCUCACUAGUACAUACAAAUGUUUGCAAGAGGUAGUAACUUCGUACGGUGCGUGCGAGCUGGUCCACAAAUUGUUCGAGGCCUCUGUUCACCGGUAAGUCCGCUGGAUGGCGUUCGAAUAUUGGAUAUGAGCCGUAUUCUGGCUGGACCAUUUUGCACGAUGCUACUCGGCGAUCUCGGUGCGGAGGUGAUCAAGGUGGAACGACCGAGGGGUGGUGACGAGACACGGAACUGGGGCCCUCCAUUUGCUCACGGGGUGAGCUGUUAUUUCCUUAGUGCUAAUCGAAACAAAAAGAGCGUCGUCGUGGACUUCAAAAGCGAAACGGGUAAAGAUGUUAUCAGAAAACUGGCUGCCUCGUCCGAUGUCCUCAUCGAAAAUUAUCUGCCGGACGAACUCGAGCAACAUGGAAUCGGUUACGAAGCCUUAAGUAAGAUCAAUCCAAAAUUAAUCUAUUUAUCUCUGACUGGCUAUGGCGGCUUUUGCAAAUACAGGAAUCGAGCUGGUUAUGAUGUGAUUGCAGCCUCAAUGGGAGGACUGAUGCAUAUAACAGGUCCUGCCGAUGGCAAACCGUGUAAGGUGGGUGUAGCAAUGACGGACCUCGCAACUGGCCUAUAUGCCAAAGCUGCAAUACUGACAGCAUUACUGCAACGGGUGAAAACUGGUCGUGGACAAAAAAUCGAAUGUGAUCUCCUCGCCAGCCAGGUAUCGUUAUUAGUCAACAUCGGUUCAAAUUAUCUUAACGCUGGGGUUGAUGGCAAACGCUGGGGCACGUCGCACGCUAGCAUAGUGCCAUACAAAGCGUACCGAACAAAAGAUGGUUACAUAACUAUUGGAGCAGGUAGCGACAAGCAGUUCGAGGUAGUCUGCCGUCGACUUCGAUUAGAUUCUCUCAUUAAUGAUGAACGUUUCAUCAGCAACACCGUUCGAGUAGCCAAUCGUAGAGAACUCGACGCAAUAAUUCAAAACCGUUUUUCGGAGAAGACUAAUGAAGAAUGGCUAGAUGUCCUCGAAGGGUGCGGAGUUCCUUAUGGACCGAUAAACUCAAUAAAAGAUGUCUUUGAAGAUGCGGCCAUCGCCGAACGAAUGGUAACCAUAGUAAAGCAUCCGUGCGGAGAUGAGGUAAAAGUCAUCGGGCCGGCCGUUCGCUUUAGCGACUCAGUUAAUGAGGUACGAUCAGCACCACCGCAUUUAGGUGAGCACACCCUCGAGGUGCUGUCUGAAUUCUACAGUGAAGAAGAUCUUGAAAAGCUGAUCACGGCAAACAUAGUCGAACUGAAGAAGUGAUCGACACUGCCACUCUCUUCUGUCUUUCACUACACUGGAAGGACGAGAGCAUCCCCCUUUACGACGGUAACGGAUUUCUCAAAGCACGGCUGAAACGAAUUCGGUUGCGGAGGCAACCUCACUAUGGCAUUAGUGGCAGCUUUUACGAAAUUCGAAUCUCGGGUCAUCUUCGCUGGGGCUACAGAACUUGAUCUGUAGUCUUUUUGCUUUCAUUCAUGAUUCGUACGUGUAAACCCGUAUAUAUAUAUAACGGCUUAAUUUAUGGUCGUGAAAUUACUUUAACCAUACACUGAUUAUUGUUAGCCAUCACUGAGAGAUGUAUGGCAAAAACAAUUCGCUCUGUGCUGUCGUGGUCGAGUACAAAUGGCUUAGCUUAUGCUAUAUGUGGCUAAUUAAUAACGGUAGGCAACGUGUGUUUGUACAUACGAAAAACGCAAAUACUUGCCCUCGGUUCCGUUCUCCUUCCGACCGACCGACAAAUGUUUACUGUGUAUUUGACAGUCGAUCGAUACGAGUACAGCAAAUCAAAAACAAUAGAUAGAACAUGUGCGUUGGGUAAGGAAGAAGAAUGACAAACCUCCAGGUGUGUUUUACGAGUGGAUCGCUUCGCCUCGUUGGAUUUUCGUCUCGUCUGUAGUGGCUCAAGGGAUAUUCAAUCUCCACGGCCGACCGUAGGCAGAAAUAGGGUAAAGGUUCGAUAGUGGCUUACUGCCAUGACCAAACGAUUGAACAACACCGGAGCGGCAAUCGUUACGUGAACAGAAAAAAAUUUACUUUGCUAUUGAAUACAAUGUAACGGUAUAUCUACGGGGACGUAGUAGUGUUGGGUAACCCAUCUUUUUCAUUUACCCUCAGCCAAUGCCCUGAUUAGGGUCCGACUGCAUAGAGUAUGACGCCUACCGAUUUUUGUAUACAUGCAAUAUCCCGCAUUGUUGCACACCGUUAUACAAUUGAUAUAAAAAAAACGUUGUAAAAGCUCACAAGUCGAGUAAACUCGUUCGAUUCCAGUUCGCCUGAACUAUCUGAAGUAACUAGAAUCUGCAGUUUAAUUCAGACUAGAUGAGGACUGUUUUCUCAUUGGGACUAUACAUAGGUAAUGUACGUUGUAAUCCAAACAAAGGGUAGGAAAAUUCCCUUGUUAUGAAGGAAAAGCACAUUGCAUUGGGUGGAUAAUAAUAAUAUAACGCGAUACAUUGAUUGUACUGUUACGAUAUGCCCUUAGGAUUUAGCAGGCAUGUGUGUGUGUGUGUGUAUUUGGCAACUUUUUAAGAACAAUAAAGUCAAAUGUAAU